UUCAUUGAUUUGUUCAAAAAAUGAUGAGUGGAUCAUAUACAAUAAAUACACACGCUACCAUGUAUUUCUCUCUUGUAAACUUCGAGAAUAUGUGUGUUUCAAAACAUAUUUGUUGUCUAUUUGUUUUUGUUGACACAUCACAUUGUGGCAGGCUAAAACAUGAAACAAACUUUUGAUCAUCAACUUACAAUCUCUUCCAACAAUUGAAUAUUUUCAGAACAAAUCAACAGGAUGCUUUCAUCUAGAGUCCCUUUUGCUCUCAAAGCUCUACCACUGUUGAACUGUCGUCAAAAUAAUCUAAGAUUGAUAAAGAACCAUGUUUUCAAUCAAACCAGGGGCCUCAAAUUUAAAGUCAAACGACCAGAAAAGCCAAACGUCAAGCCUGAGAGGCCUUCAAAGAAGAAGAACACAACUAAAAAAGAGCCCACUAAUGACAAAAACAAAGCCAAUGCUUCUCAAAGGAAAAUGAUGGAUGCCAUCUUGAAAUCAUCACCUAAAAUAGAGAAGGAAGUCAAACCUCGAAAUACCCUUGAACAAAGUGCCCCAAAAACCGUGAUGAGGCCCCCAAAGCCUAACAAAGACUACAUCAGUUUUGCUGAUAGACUAACACCUGCUGUUAUUCAAACUUCUUUAGGAGUGACCGAUGAGGUUUUCUCGAAAUUAAUCAGAAGGAUCAAUUUUGAUGGUCCUUGUGACAGUGUUAUUUUGAAGUUAAUUUAUGAAAGAGUUUUUUACCUGGAAUUGAUAGAACAAUAUCUUGCAUCUUUUCCAAAAGGCACAGAUUUGAAUAAAGUAUUGCAGGAAAAAAUUUUGACCCAAAAUUUGAAACAAAGUAGGGAUUUCAUUUAUACUCUCCGUGAGCUAAAGGUUGAAAAGUAUCCAGAGUAUUUCUACACAAGUUCAAGAGAAGUGAUGAGUUUAAAGGAUCUGAAAAGUGCGAAGAAUAUUACCUGGAUGGAUAGACUAAAGAGUCACGGUAUGAAGGCUUUGGGUAUGAAGUCGGUGUUUAAUCAUCUUUAACCCGUGGAUCAAUGUAAACGGACAAUGCCAAUAUU
Hansenula anomala is the source of this 1055-nucleotide messenger RNA. RefSeq lists its product as uncharacterized. The transcript has a single exon. NCBI's taxonomy places the organism in Eukaryota, Fungi, Ascomycota, Saccharomycetes, Phaffomycetales, Wickerhamomycetaceae. The record is from RefSeq and is a predicted model, not a curated record. The coding region runs from base 232 to 1020 and encodes 262 amino acids.